AUGCAGCCCGGCAUGUCGUCUUCGAUGUGUCUGCGGUGUCUGCGCCGCUCCUUGGGCCAGAUUGAAUCGUCGCAGCCCGCCAAUGCCACCGCUGUCUCCCGCGCCGCCUUUUCAACCUCCUCCUCUCUCUCUGCGCAGCCCGUCAAGAAGAAGGCGGUCGCUGGCAGACCCGCAGCCAGCGCGGGCAAGACUCUUCGGCUGACCAAGAACAAGCGAGCGGCCACGACGCGUCCACCAGCGAUAGGCGAGCGCAGGGAGCUGCGGAAGAGGGUGGUGCUCAGCAACACGAAUGCGCUCGAGGUCAAGCUACAGGAUCUCAAAACGGCAACGACUAGGAGUUCGCAGCUUCACGAGCUACAAGGAAAGGUUCUGGGRGUGGGAAAGGAGACGGUCGAUGCAUUGAGUGCGCUGGAAGUGUUCAAGCCUACACAAGGAUGGUCAUUGUUUCAUCGCCCAGCGACGCUUGUAAGGAAGGAAACGGUGGAGAUUUCUGGUGAUAUCGAAUGGAUCGCUGAAGCACUGUCGAAACCCGACAUCCCAUCGCGUACCGUGCGAAAAGUGCUGUUCGGCGAGCGCGGCAGCGGCAAGAGUGUGCUUCAGCUGCAGGCACUGGCCAUGGCAUCACUGCGCAAAUGGGUAGUGGUGCACAUUCCCGAGGCCAAGGAUCUCACAAACGCCCACACCUCUUACCAGCCUAUUACGACGCCUGACGGGACGAUAUACAUCCAGCCGCACUAUACCGCAAAGCUGCUAGGGAACAUCGCCAAAGCAAACCAGGAGGUCCUCGCGAAGCUCAAAAUGACCAAGGACCAUAAGCUUCCAAUGCAGCUACCGCCAAAGACAACUCUCGCUCGUCUUGCAGAGUUAGGCGCAAACGACCCAGAAGUAGCGUGGCCCGUCUGGGAAGCGCUCUGGAGUGAGCUACUCGCUAAAGACAAUGGUCAGCAGCUCCCACCAGUGGUUUUCUGUCUCGACGGCGUUGACCACGUUAUGCGCCUCUCGGCCUACCUCAACCCCGAAGCCGAACCUAUUCACGCCCACGAGCUUGCACUAGUCCGCCAUUUCGUCGGCAUACUGUCCGGCAAGACUGCUCUGCCAAACGGCGGUAUGGUUCUCGCUGCGACUUCGGAAUCUAACCGCGCCGCAGCUCACACUCUGGACCACUGUCUCCAGCGUAACUUGGCGAUACAGGAAGAGAAAGAGCCGCCGAUCUGGGAUCCGUACACCGCUCACGAUAAAUGGGUUCAAGAGGCCAUGGAGACGGUACGCGCUCAGAAAGUGUUGGGCUUGAGCAAAGCCGAGGCAAGAGGGAUCAUGGAGUACUAUGCCCACUCGGGGAUGAUGAGGCAGACGGUCACGGAUGGAUUGGUCAGUGAGAAGUGGACACUGGCUGGCGGCGGCAUCAUUGGGCAGGUUGAGAACGGAAGUGUACGUGCGAGAUUCUGA
This is a messenger RNA of Ramularia collo-cygni, 1446 nucleotides long. RefSeq names its product related to ribosomal protein. The transcript has a single exon. Gene Ontology annotation, cellular component: mitochondrial small ribosomal subunit. The coding region runs from base 1 to 1446 and encodes 481 amino acids. The record is from RefSeq and is a predicted model, not a curated record. Gene Ontology annotation, molecular function: structural constituent of ribosome. Lineage: Eukaryota; Fungi; Ascomycota; Dothideomycetes; Mycosphaerellales; Mycosphaerellaceae.